Oryzias latipes (Japanese medaka) is the source of this 2042-nucleotide messenger RNA. It is a transcript of the gene rars2, whose product is annotated as arginyl-tRNA synthetase 2, mitochondrial. Gene Ontology annotation, biological process: arginyl-tRNA aminoacylation; mitochondrial translation. Gene Ontology annotation, molecular function: arginine-tRNA ligase activity; ATP binding. The record is from RefSeq and is a predicted model, not a curated record. Lineage: Eukaryota; Metazoa; Chordata; Actinopteri; Beloniformes; Adrianichthyidae. Gene Ontology annotation, cellular component: mitochondrion; cytoplasm.
AUCUUUGGGCUAAAAGUGAAAAAGUUUGCAGAAACAUAAUUUCGGGAGGAGCAGGGUUGUAAAUCAAACGUACCUUUCGUGAUGUAGAAAAGGAAAGCUCAUGAUUGGUCGAGUGGACAGGAAGUGGCAUCAAAAUGCAGGAAGUAAAUGGAUUUUUGUCAAUGUGACCAGGUUGUGGAGAUUUCGCUACUUCAAAUGCUUUGUAGCGAUACUUUUUUCUACAUGCUUUCAUAAACAUGGCAUGUUUCUUUAGAAGAACAAUUGCAGCGAAGCUCGGGCGGACGCUGCAGCACCCCGAGGAUGUGUUUAUUCCAGCUAUAACCGCCAUGCCAGUUUUGAAGAAGCAACAGUCUCCAGACUUCCGGCUGUCAGUCAGCACAUUACGGACCAACGGGAUCCUGCCAUCAAAUGGAGACAUUCAGCUGCAAACAGAAAGCCUGGCUAAGCAGCUGAUGCGAGACGGCGUGGUGGAAGUCAUCUCUGCUGGAAAAGGAGUGAUCAACUUUCAAGUAAACCGUGAGCUUCUUGCAGAGAAAGUGUUGGAGCCGUUCGGUAAAGGGGAGGAUGACAAGUACGGGUUAAGCAGCGACCUUUUGACUUCCCUGAAAAGAGGAACCACAUUAGUGGAGUACAGCUCUCCAAAUAUCGCCAAGAAAUUCCACGCUGGACACUUGCGCUCCACAAUUAUUGGAAACUUUGUGGCUAACUUAAAAGAAUCGCUUGGAAACUCUGUCGUCCGGAUGAACUACCUUGGAGACUGGGGCAUGCAGUUUGGGUUACUCGGAGCCGGUUUUGAGAAGUUUGGAUCCGCUGAAAAACUAAAAGAGAAUCCUCUUCAUCAUUUGUUUGAGGUUUAUGUCCGAGUGAACAAGGAAGCGGAGCAAGAUGAAGCUUUGAAGCACGCCGCCAGGGACUUCUUUAGACAGCUGGAGCAGCAUGACGACGAGGCGGUGUCGCUGUGGCGACAGUUCAGAGAGAUCUCUGUCCAGGAGUAUCGGGACAUUUACAAGCGGUUAGGGGUCCACUUUGACGUCUACAGCGGGGAGUCUUUUCACCGAGACCAGGCCCAGGAGGUGGUGCGGCAGCUGCAGAACCGAGGGCUGCUGAAAACCUCCGAAAAAGGGACGGGGAUACUGGACCUCUCUCCUGAAGGAGACCCGAGUAACGUCUGCACUGUUCUCCGCAGUGACGGGACGACCCUCUACAUCACCAGAGACGUCGCUGCUGCCAUAAACCGAAAAGAAAAGUAUUCCUUUGAUGAAAUGAUUUAUGUGACUGACAAAAGCCAGGCGAAUCACUUCAGCCAGCUGUUCCAGAUUCUGGGUGCUAUGGGUCAUCCUUGGGCCGACAGGUGUCGGCACUUGCCCUUUGGCCUGGUUCAGGGCAUGAAGACCAGGACUGGCGACGUGGUGUUCCUGGAGGACGUGCUGGAUGAGGCUCGGGCCAGGAUGCUCCACAACAUGAGCCAGUCACACACGACAAAGGAGCUGGAGGAUCCAGAAGACACGGCGGAAAAAGUGGGAAUCUGUGCUCUGAUAGUCCAGGAUUUCAAAGGUCCGCUGCUGAGCGAUUAUAAGUUCGAUUGGGUGCGGAUGUUACAGGCUCAGGGCGACACCGGCGUCUUCCUCCAGUACACGCACGCCCGACUCUGCAGUUUAUUGAGGACAAAUAAAGGUGUGGAUGAAGGUGAAUUCAACCCCUCCCUUUUACGGGAGGUGACGAGCACCAACGUCCUGCAGCACCUCCUUCGCUACGAUGAGGUGCUGCUGCAGGCAUCUCAGGAUCUGCAGCCCAAACAUCUGGUGAACUUUUUACUGAAGCUGAGCCACUUCAUUGCUUCAGCACACAGAGAUCUGCCCGUGAAAGGAAGCCCGCCGGAUGUCGCUCAGGCGAGGUUACGCCUCUUCAGGGGGGCCUGCUCCGUCCUGGCCACUGGGAUGCGGAUCCUUGGCGUCACGCCCGUACAAAAAAUGUGACAGUUGAAGUAAAACGGUGUCAUUUCUGUAAAUAUUUCUAAAAUAAAGUAAACUACUGGUUUAAAG